ACAGCAGUGGAGGGUAUAUAAAAGCAGUGCAGUUUGGUGAAGAAGUACAGAGCUCAGGACGCAUCUCUUCCGCAGUUCCAAAGAGGGCUCGCUCUCUCGCCUCCUGCUCUGUUCCACGCGCCAGAGUCAGAAGCAAAAAUGAAAAGCAUUUACUUUGUGGCUGGAUUAUUUGUAAUGCUGGUCCAAGGCAGCUGGCAACGUUCCCUGCAGGACACAGAGGAGACAUCCAGCUCAUUCCCAGCUCCCCAGAGAGACCCGCUCAAUGACCCGAAUCAGAUGAAUGAAGACAAGCGCCAUUCCCAAGGCACAUUCACCAGUGACUACAGCAAAUACCUGGACUCCAGGCGUGCCCAGGAUUUCGUGCAGUGGUUGAUGAACACCAAAAGAAACAAGAAUAACAUUGCUAAACGUCAUGAUGAAUUUGAGAGACAUGCUGAAGGGACUUUUACCAGUGACGUAAGUUCUUAUUUGGAAGGCCAAGCUGCCAAGGAAUUCAUUGCUUGGUUGGUGAAAGGCCGAGGAAGGCGAGAUUUCCCAGAAGAAGUCACCAUCGUUGAAGAGCUCCGCCGGAGACAUGCCGAUGGCUCUUUCUCUGAUGAAAUGAACACAGUUCUUGAUAAUCUUGCCACCAGGGACUUUAUCAACUGGUUGCUUCAGACCAAGAUUACUGACAGGAAGUGAGUAUGCCACUGUUCAGGACCACCUUCAUCACCUGCCAGCCACGUGGGGUGUUUGAAAUUUUAAGUUCUGUAAAUGUAAGAGGUGUACUUUGAAGCCAUAUUGCUUUGCAUGCCAAUGAAUAGAUUAUCUUCUGAUGUUAUGUUGCCAAAAGAUUAUAACUGGAAUAAACCAUUGUCAAAAUAUUGCUAAAAUAUCAGCUUUAAAAUAUAAAAGUGAAAAAUCUCUUAUUUUCUUAUUUUGAAUGAAAUAUCCUAACCUGCUUAUAGUUAGCCAUGAAAUUGUUUUUCUAUGAUAUAAUUUGUACAUAUAAAUAAUUUCCAUCACAAACAUCUGCAUUAUAAUAAGGGUAGGGCUGGUAGCCACAGGGGUGAAACUGGAAAGAGAACUUUCUUCUCAAAACUUUUGUCAUAAAAAUGCCUCACUUUCAAUAUAUCAAGGAAUGACUUAA
This is a messenger RNA of Phyllostomus discolor (pale spear-nosed bat), 1129 nucleotides long. RefSeq names its product glucagon (gene GCG). The transcript has 6 exons. Gene Ontology annotation, biological process: negative regulation of apoptotic process; positive regulation of insulin secretion involved in cellular response to glucose stimulus; adenylate cyclase-modulating G protein-coupled receptor signaling pathway. NCBI's taxonomy places the organism in Eukaryota, Metazoa, Chordata, Mammalia, Chiroptera, Phyllostomidae. The coding region runs from base 139 to 681 and encodes 180 amino acids. The record is from RefSeq and is a predicted model, not a curated record. Gene Ontology annotation, cellular component: extracellular region. Gene Ontology annotation, molecular function: glucagon receptor binding; hormone activity.